UUUCUCUCUGAUUUGUUUCCUGUGAAACUGAAGAAGUACAUCGUCCCAUGGCAAAGCACUUCUUCCUUUCGUCUAGAAAUGACCCUGAUCGCUCUGUAGGCCCUUUGCAGAAGGUUUUGGGAAGCUGAGAAGCACAGACAGGAGUGCUCGGUGGUUGGUUCUGUGCAGCACCAGGAGGCUGAGCAGGAAGAUUCCUUGCUGUGCUGAGGCAGCACCACAUGCCAGGCCAUGCUGCUGCAAAACCUUUGCUGCGAUUUGUGGUGGAGGCAGGACUCACAGCUGAGGGUGGGAAAGGUUUUCUGCUCCAUCAUAUGACAAGCACAUUAAUGCUAUUCAUUUGUCUCUAAAGCAUAAUACCUAGCUGAUCACUUUGUUUCCAACACAUGAAUUUCUGCUAAUACAGCGCUGCUUCAAGGCGCACAUCUUCUGUUCUGUGCAGGUUCAGCUGCACUGGUGCAGAGUGCAGGGACUGCUGUUUCAUUCCAGAUUUUGAGCAAGAGUCAGGCAAGGAUUGCUAUCAAGAAAGAAUUGCUUAAAGAAGCUUCCAAAAUAGGCUUUUAUGUAAUAUUCAGAUAUCGGGGGUUGGACUUGAUGAUCUCCAGAGCUCCCUUCCAACCCAUACCAUUCUGUGAUUCUGUGAUCCUAUAGCCCUUCCAGGUAUUUGAACAGUGAACGGUUUUAAAAUACAUCCACCACAAGUAAACAAUGGAGCUACCAUCUACAGUUAGCUAAAGGUCAAACGUAUCAGUUAUUAGCUGCAGUAAUCACAGUUUGCAGUGCUUCUUUGAGCCAUUAGAAAGGUGUAAUUUGCAUGUGCAAUGUUUUUUAGCAGCAGCAUUUAAAUGUGAAGGAGGCUGCUAUGAGCAGGAGGAUUCUGACUGAAAAGGGCGAUGGGCCAUACCCUGCCCUGUGCCAAAAGCACCGUGCUCAGCACCUGGGCCCACAGCCCCAUGCACCCUCUGAGGGAUGUGGAGCUAGGGGUGGGCUGGGUGUCCGGAAUCGCCUGGUUUCUUUAACAUGCUGCGAGCAUUUCCCUGCCUAAUGUGACUUAUUGUUACUGAGUGACAGGGCUUUUAUUGCAUAAUCUUGGCAUCAGCUGCACGAGGCAACAGAAUGCUUCCAAAAUGUAUCUUAACCAGAAGAACAAAACAAAACAAAACAAAAAGAUAGAAGCGGCAAUUCCAGCAAAACAUCUGUGAUGACAUAUUCAGCCCAUUAUUUUGUCAACAGGGCAAGUAUUUGAUGGCAUAAUAAAAGGAUACACUUUGCUUAGCGAAAACACUGCGAGAUGGCAGCCAAGUUAAACGGGGUGCAAUUAAAGGUUUGCUUAACCCGUGGGAUCCUGCUUCCAGAAACAUGCAGAGCCAUUGGAUCCCACCUUCCGGUUCUCACAUCUCUUUUGCUUGCAAGGGACUUUUGACAGCGCUGGACUUCAUGAACCUUGAAGGUGAAGGCAAACCUCCUGUCACUGGGCACCUGUGGAUUCUCCUUCUGACUGUUUGUGCUCCCUGUGCUGUCUGUUGCUAUUCAGAGCCCUAUUUUGCUUUCAGCUGUGUGACACAAGGCGCUAAGUUCAGCGCUGAAGAAUCAGUUGGCCUGCCAAAGCCAAAAGACAGCCUGCAGCAAUUCCGAGUGGUGGGUGAGACAUAGCAACCUUUGGGAUCAUUGCUUAGCAACUGCAAACACACCGAGGAGUAAACCUCACCGCCCGGAUCCGCAGCAGGCCCGAGAAGUCCCUACUUCACCUUGAGAUCCUUCAUGCUUGAGAACAGAUGGGCAUCUGUUUAAUUCCUGUUCAUUUGCAAAGCCACUCUGAAAGCAGGAAGAAUAAGGUCUGUUUUGAUAGCUGCUCCAAAGCUGUCGGCGUAUGGCUGCUCAGCCAGAAGAAACGGCCCAAACCUCAGGCCUAAAGCAUCCCAAAGCUGGAGAUAAGCAUAUGAGUGCCGCAGGAAUGAAGGGAAACCAAGGGGGUCCUGAGCUGCCGUGUCUCAGUGAUUGCACUCUGUGGAAAGAGUGCUUUUAUGGAAAGGUGCAGCAGAGAUCCCUGAGUCUGCAGGAGACAAAGGUGAAGGCGAUCCGUGCACAAAAGGCCAAAGAAGAAAAGGUGAAAAAGAGAGAGCCCUGUGACGAGCUGUGCCGGGAGUGGUUCAGUAGUGAGAAAGAGUCCCUGGAUGCUCGCACCUAUUUGCUUGACAAACUCCUACCUACGUUAAUCCCAGGCGUGGAAAAACUGCUAGUGGAAGCAGAAAGGAAGAACGUGCUUGCACCAGCCAAGGAGCCCGCCAAGUUUGACCCCAUUACUUUUCUUGGAGAAUAUCUGAUGAGACAUCACCCUCAGUACGAUACUUCUACCAAACCAGGCCCCUACCCGAGGGGACUGAAGGCGGUCACGGAGGAGCUAGAAAGGGAGAUUCCAGAUACGGCAUCAGAAAGGCUGGCCAGGAUGAAGUCUGAGGCAAAAACCAAACGUAAGGAAAGAGAGCAGGCGGAGCACGUGAAGUGCCAGCAGAAAGAGAUGAGACAGGCAGCACUGGCAACUCAGUUCAAAGAAUGGACGGCGGAUGUCAGUGGCAGAAUACCAGUCGCACUGAUUCAGAGUGCACUGAAGUCUUUUCUGGAUGCCUGUGCUUCUACUCCCAUAGACGCAAGAAAAGCCCAUGAGGGGAAGCUGGAAAUCACAGACACGUGGGGGAAAAAAGUGAACGCUGAUGAAUUCAUAGAGUACGUCCAUUCCUACACUGAAGACUUUCCAGAUGACAUGUUCCAAGAGUUCCUGAAGCAUCUCAGUCUGUGUGCUGUGGACUUCCAAGAAGCCAUCAGGCGUGAUACGCACAGGCAAAUGUUUACUGAUCUCUUCCUACAUUGUGAUCAUGGACAGGUUGGUGUCUUGGACAGGCCCAAAAUACUUGGCCUUCUGGAACAGUUCUAUGAGAGAAGCUCCGUGUGCGCCAGGAGGAGAUUCUGCAACCCAAAAGAGUGGCCAAUACUCGAGCUGCAAGAGGUUGGUCUGGAGGAUUUGUGGGCAGGCCUUGAGGACCAGGAAGGUUACGAGGAACCAGGCGAAAGUUUGGUCUCGUCUCAAGCAGAGAUUUCUGAGAGAGAGGUUUUAGCACCCAAACCUGCAGGUGAUCCCAGGCAAAGCAGUGAUGGAACGAGCACUGGCGUUGGAGAAGGUCUUUUGGAACAAAUGGAUGUGAGUGAAACGGAGACUGGAGGAAUUCCUGAGGAAGAGAACCAAGCUGCUGAGGAUGCUCCGGCUGCAGAGGCUGCAAAGGAACCUGCAAGAACAGAGAGUUUCACAAGGCAGCACAGCGACACGUUUGGACAGCAGACAAGCCCAGGGACCGCGCUGCAGGAUGAGGAGCAUCUGCAGGAGCAGGGUGAAGGCCCGGCCCUCUCAGAUGGACAGGGUUCUCUGGCUGCAUCCAGCCAGGAGCGUGUGGAGCCGUGGUCAGGUACUGCCCAUGUCAGAUCUUCUCACCGACACAGUGACCUUCUCACCUUCGAUCUAAGCUUCAGGCACAGAAGCCACGAAGAGAGAAUUCCAGAGGACUGGGGCUGUAAGGGCAGAUUUCCAGGCCUCUGUCCUGCCAUGGCAGACAUUCAGAGCCGCCGCGCUCCUCGCGUUGGGAGCGCCUUUGAUGCGAGCUGCCUCAACCUGCCGCGCUUUGUUCAGCUCAUGGAGACAUUCCUCGGGGAAGGCGUUGCGCUGCCUGCCGUGAAGAGCCUCGUUGGGUUCAUCGGAGAAGAAUACAGACAGACCGAAGAGGAAAAAGAGAAACAAGUCGAAAAAGCACUUCACAUCUCACGCUUGACCCGACGGAAACUGCUUCUGGAGGCACUUUUUGAACAGUGGGACAUCAACGCAUCUGGAUUUCUGGACAUGAAAGAAGUGGAGGCUGCUCUGAAUAUGUUCAAGGAAGGAAUGGAAAAAGAGGCCGUGAGGAAGGCAAAAGACCACUUUUGCUCACGUUACCCACAGCUUGGCAGAGUGGGGAAGCUGUCCCCAAAGGCCUUCCAGACUUUCCUUGAGUUGGUGGCUUCUGAGGUCACUGGGGAUGAAGAUGACAUUAUUGAUAACAUCGUGGAAUUUUUUACCUCAACUGUGGAACGAAGCCACAUGGAGUUCUUGCAAAGCUUGGCGAGGAGGAGAUGGCUGCACAACAUCCAGCAGGCGGCCGAGACCAGCGGAGCACGCGUGGGCCCAGUGUACGACGCGGUGCUCAAGGCCAUCCUCCGGGAUGCAGAAGCCCACGGGGAUAGCAAGAAGAUCAGUGCAUAUAUUGCCCUUUUGGAAGAAAACCAGCUCUCACCAGAGCGGGGACAGACGCUCUUACGCUAUGUGACAUGUACCACAGAUGACGCUCCGUAUGUUCUAAACCAGAUACUGUACAGAGACAUGAAAGGAGUAAGCUUUGCAGCUGUUGAAGAGGAAAAGCCAAUCCAUGUCCCAAGAGUUCAGCUCCAUGGAAAUAUCCACUUCUGGAACCAUGACCGCCCAGCUGAGGAGAGGAGAGGCUCAUUCCUGGUACUGCCCUUGCACGAUGCUCACUGGAGGGUCUUUGGCACUCUGGGACUUGAUACUCUUCGGGACCAGAGAGAGAAAACCAUUUUCCUGACCCAUGAGAUCAGCUUCUACCAGGGAGUUUCUCACGCGUUCAGCAAAGCCUACCACCAUGUGCGGGCACUAGGAAGUGUUCUGCAAAUGGCCCUCACUGCUCUGGACUGGUUGUAUCACAAAGUGCCCAGCAUCCACACCGUCAGUACAUACCUGGUAGAGCCUGGCAACGAUCAGACACGUGACUAUGCUCUGCGCAGAAUGAUUACUACAGACAGUAUAGGACAAAAGGAAAUCCAUACCUCUCCUGUCCUCCUCCUCAGAAAAGAGGACUUUUUCAGACAUUACCUGUUUAAGUGCACAGACUGUUCAGAGGUCAUUCUCACUUCUGUCUGUGGAGAACAGCACAUUGCAGUGCCUCUCCGGGACCUGUCAGGACGAGCCCUUGGGUUAUUUGACAUCAGCAUCGGACACCACCAGACAUUACCUCCUCGUGAACAGAAAGACCUGCAGAGAAUGCUGAAGAUGGCCCAAGCCACCUGCUCUGAGAUACUGAAAAUGCCUUCAGAGGAAACCAAAGCAACCCUUGUACUGGAGGCAGAACACGGGAAUCUGAGGCAUGCAGGGAUUCUGUUCCACCGGUUCAUGCUGCAGGACCUGCGCGAGUGUAUCCAGAAACUGAAUGCUGAGAGCUUGGCUGAAAUCAAGAGCUGUGAAGACCCACCAGCACUGGUACAUAACAUAAUGAAGGCUGUGCUGUUGCUUUUACACCCAGAGUGGGAGGGCACAGAGAAGACUGAGAACUGGAAUCAGUGCAUACUGCAAUUUGAUGACAGUUUAAUUCAGGAGAUGUAUUGCUUUGAUCCAACUGCUGCAUCUGUGCACGUUCAAGCAGAGCUGGUGCGGGCCUGUGUCAGUGGGGUACCUCAGGCAGCAGUGUGGCCGCGGGGCUCCAUCGCAGCCUGGCUCCUGGACCACUGGCUGCACACCUGCCUGUGCCUGGCCCAGCUGGCAGAGAGCAUGCGGAGCAACACGGCCCAUCCCCAGCACUGCCCACAGCAAUGUGUCCCGUUAGACCACCAGCUGCUCGCCUAACCCCAGUGCUCCCGGCAUUGGACGCCCAUUUCAUUAAUUAAAUUAACUGUUUAUUUUUCUUAGCUAUGCAUCGUGACUCAGGGCUCGUCAAGAUGGUCUGUUAGGUGCUAUUAAGAAAGGGCAGAAAAACGUUCAAGGAAAUCAUUUUGCUAGUAUGAAUCUAUCUCCUAAGCCUUAAAAAGGCUGCUUUAGGCUUUAUUAUUACUACUAUUAUUAUUAAAGUUCCAAUGAGAGAGGCAGGGAACACUUCACGGUGACAGCGCUCAGAAGAAAUACAGCACACUCGGGAUUCCCUCUCCUUCAGUUACGUUUUAGAAACAGUUCUAACUCGGGUUGUUAAUCAGCACUUGUUGAAGUUCUAGGCUUGCUGCAGCAGAGCCCCACAGUUUUAAUACAGCCCCAAAAACUCUGCUUGCGAUGAAGCCUGAGACGGCCAACUUCAGUCUGAAGCAAGACUGCAUCUCCGCAACAACGUUUCUUUUGGCAGAACGGCUUCUUUUAAUAAAACUUUGGGAAAUUAAA
Numida meleagris (helmeted guineafowl) is the source of this 6175-nucleotide messenger RNA. It is a transcript of the gene EFCAB5, whose product is annotated as EF-hand calcium binding domain 5. Lineage: Eukaryota; Metazoa; Chordata; Aves; Galliformes; Numididae. The record is from RefSeq and is a predicted model, not a curated record. The transcript is spliced from 23 exons. Gene Ontology annotation, molecular function: calcium ion binding. The coding region runs from base 1868 to 5653 and encodes 1261 amino acids.